This is a messenger RNA of Henningerozyma blattae CBS 6284, 1803 nucleotides long. It is a transcript of the gene HBS1, whose product is annotated as ribosome dissociation factor GTPase HBS1. The coding region runs from base 1 to 1803 and encodes 600 amino acids. The transcript has a single exon. The record is from RefSeq and is a predicted model, not a curated record. Gene Ontology annotation, biological process: translation. NCBI's taxonomy places the organism in Eukaryota, Fungi, Ascomycota, Saccharomycetes, Saccharomycetales, Saccharomycetaceae. Gene Ontology annotation, molecular function: GTPase activity; GTP binding.
AUGGCGCCUUAUGAUUACGACGAUGAUGAUUUAGAAGAUUUUCACGAUGAUAUUCCAGAUUUCCAAGAUGAGCAAGAAUUUGAUGAUUAUUUAAAUGAUGAAGAAUAUGAUUUAAUGAGUCAACAAUUCCCACAAGCAAAGAAGGCAUUACAAGAUUACCAAGGUUGGAAUAAUCUAGCUGUUAAAUUAGCUAUUUUUGAUUCAGACUUUGAUCUAGAUCAAGCUUUGAUUAAUUUGAAAAGAACGUACAAAAAAAAAAAGACUCCAGCACCAAAACCAAUUAUCGCCACACCUCAAGCUGUAAAUUCUUUAUCUGCUGAUACAAAAAAACUAAGUAUAACCGGCAAUGAUGAAGUAUGGUUUGAAGAUGAAGAUGAUAAAAUCGAUAAAAAGGAUGAGCCAGUAUUAAAAACAUAUAAAAGAACAACUGUUCCAACUAAACCAAGAAAUAUGAUUGAUAUUAAAAAGUAUAUUGAAAAUACAAAGCCUCACUGUAGUUUUGUUGUUUUAGGCCAUGUUGAUGCUGGGAAGUCUACUUUAAUGGGUAGACUAUUGUACGAUAUUGGUGCUGUGGAUAAUCAAUUAAUUCGUAAAUUAAAAAAAGAAAGUGAAAGUAUUGGUAAAGGUUCUUUUCAUUUAGCUUGGGUUAUGGAUCAAACAAAAGAAGAAAGAGAGCGUGGUGUCACUGUUUCUAUUUGUACAAGUGAUUUCGAAACUGAUAAGGUUAAGUUCACUAUUGUUGAUGCACCAGGCCACAGAGAUUUUGUUCCAAAUGCGAUCCAAGGUAUUUCACAAGCGGAUGUUGGUGUAUUGUCAAUCGAUUGUGGUACCGAUGCAUUUGAAUCAGGUUUCAACUUAGAUGGACAGACAAAAGAGCAUGCAUUGCUGGCAAGAAGUAUGGGUGUACAUUAUCUAAUUAUAGUUAUGAACAAAAUGGAUAGUGUGAACUGGUCAGAAGAAAGAUUUCAGAAGGUGAAGGCAGAUCUAUCAGUUUUCUUCGAUGAAAUUGGCUUUAAAGAGAAUCAGAUUGAGUGGGUACCUGUUAGUGGGCUAUCAGGUGCCGGUGUUUAUAAAAUACCUUAUCCAGAAGCUCAAAACUGGUACCAAGGCCCAAACUUAGUUCAGCGCUUGGAAGAAUUAGCUGAGAAAGUUUAUAAAGUCUCUAGUUCUGAGGUGUUAGAUACUCCAUUCUUAUUUGCUAUUACAGAUGUUACCACAUCUAAAAAGGCAGGCGAAGCUAUCAUUACAGGACGAGUGGAAGCUGGCUCUAUUCAACCAGGUGAAACUAUAACCAUUUACCCAUCGGAACAAAGUGUGUUAGUUGAUAAAAUUACGAGUGGAAAUGAAGAUAAAACUGUUCCUAUUGCCAUAAAAAACGACUUUGUUACAUUAAAACUGCGCCAUGCAUUUCCAGAAGAUAUUCAAGCGGGUGAUUUAGGAGCAUACGUUACAAUAGAAAUUCCACCAUCUCAGAAUUUAAAGUUGCAUAUGCUAACUUUUAAAUUAGGUAGGCCUAUCUUACCGGGCACUCCAGUUAUGUUAUUUAAAGGCGUACGCGAACAACCUGCAAGAAUUAAUAAAUUGGUAUCUUUAGUCGAUAAACACGAUGUGGAAAAAAUUAUUAAGAAAAAGGUUAGACAUUUGAGUUCAGGCCAAGCAGCCAUUGUUGAAGUUGAAUUAGUUGAGAAAAAACGAUGGAUACCAAUAUUAACAUUUCAACAAAAUAAGCAUCUUGGUAGAGUUAUUUUGCGUAAAGAUGGUAAGACGAUUGCAGCAGGUAUCAUCCUGGAUUCUUCGAUUUAA